CUAUAUGUUUGAAUGGUUGAAAAUAUAGGUACUUAUUGAUAGCUGAAUGUUACUGAACGAGCAGUGCAUGUUUCUGUCGACGUGAGGGAACAAUUUUUCAGAGAAAAUAAAUGGUAAAUCGAACAGAUAGUAAGUCGAUAAGCCAUACAGUUAGGCAGAGGUCUAAGAGCCAGUCUGUUAGCCGGCCAGCAACUAAAUUUUAGACAUGGAUGGGUAGGUCACCAACUCAACUCGCUGUCAGCAUUGAAGUAAGACCUAUGCUGAACUCGAAACUCAGAGAGUGAAGUCGGCUUCUUGAUCAGUUAUGUUAGUUGGUGUUUCGAUUUAAUGGCCUGUUUGUUAAUUAGGUGGUUGGCUGGUUUGAAGUCAAUCAAUUUAGUUUGUCAUUGAGUCAAUCUUUUCAUCAGUCAGGCAGACAGAUAUGUAGAGAAUCAGUCGGUUUGGCUCCCUGACUAUCCAGUUAAACUGUCGUCUGUUCGUCCGUCAUGAAGCAGUUCUGGACAAUGGUUCUUUAGAUAAUCCAGUUGUUUAGUAACGGUUCAUUCUUCAUCAGUUUGAUAGCCAUCUGAUUCGAGACAUAUUUUAGUCAGGCAAUCACUCAAUCAACCAGCUGGUCAGAGGUAGAAAUCAAGAUUGUUGUGUUUUCCGGCAAUGAUAUACAUAAGCGCUAAAGCGUUGGAAUUCGACAUAUGUCACUUUUAGAUAACAAACAAAGCGGAAUGAAGAAUUUCAUUUGAAAGUGUUGUGCCUGAAUAUUUUAGUAAGCACUUUUGAUUGGCUUACAAAUUUAGAUAGAUCAGUCUUUGCCUUUACCUUUGUAUUUCCAAGAACACUUCCGCUGGCAAACGUUCGAGGUAGAAAUGUUUAGACCAAGGAUAUACUGACCCAACACAAGGCUCUACACUGUUAACAAUAUCAGUAAAAGUUUCUGUGGAUAUGACUAUUUCAAGAAAGAACUAGGAGGAAUUUAUAUCUUUAGCUCUUUAAAUUCUGUUAUUAAUCUAGAGGAUUGCACUAGAAGUUUUAUUUACGUACUCACCAUCAAGAGGUAUAGCAUAUAUCUGGGCAACCGUGCUCUCCUCAAAAUUUACUGCCAUUCUUCAGUCUGAGUUUGCAGAACUUUAUGGUUUUGAUUAGAAAAUGGAAAAAAAUCCGUUUUCUUUCACGCUAUAACAACGUCAUAUAGCACAUAAAGACGCAUAUUACUCGAUACGAAACGCCACGAAUGCAUAAACAUUGAGAUGGGCUUUUACCAGAUCUUCAGAGGAAUCAACUAUAGACAACAAGGUAUUUACCAGCUCUUAACACUUUGUAACCACUCCUGACGCUAUUAUCAUAUUGCUCAAAGGAUAGUGCAUUAAUCGCACAUUUCCAUCGCUAGAAUUCUUUAUUGCAUGCCGUCAUCGAUAGUAAAACCGACGGUUAACGAAAACAGCAUCUUAGUGUUCUAAAAACUCACUUGAAGAUGUUGAUCAAUGUGAUAAAGUUUCUCGGAAUUCUUUUAUGUUGUUCUGAGCUUUUUAAAUUAUUAAUGGGGAAAAAGACUGAAACAAAGGCUGGCAGUCAUUCCAAUGGAAAAAAUCUGGCAAUUAUACUUUAAAAUCGAAGAACUGUCAGUUUUAGUGGAUUCUAGGAAUCCAACAAUUCUCGCCGGGGGAACUGAACAGCAGCGCCCAGAAACUAAAAGGUGACGGUGCUGAAGACUGGUUUUGUUGGCUAAACAUGCAAGAGUAAUAAAAUAACGUUCUACUUUUGUUGGAAAGGAAAACACUUCUUGAAAAUAUUACUUGCUGAUUGCGAUAGGAUCUAAAGAAAGUCUUUAAAAAGUCAGUAAUCUUAAGCGUGAACAAUAACUGCAAGUCAACGAUCGCCAUAUUGUAGAAUAUUGAAUGUACAGUAUAGUUAGAACGGUUAAGAUUUCAUGGACCUCUGUGAAGAAUUUGAACUGAAACGAAUGAAAUUAAGGAUUAUGAUAUCGUUUUCCGUAUACAUGCACAUGCGUGCUUUGCAUCUUUGCUCGAUUAUCUUUUUAAGAUGGCGAGUUAGAAACAGGCUCUCUCAGUUGCACCAGUCCGUACUAUAUAAUCAUUUUGCAGCCGUGUUCUCCCCUCUAACACUGCCUAAGAUUUCACUAAUAUGGCAUAUCAUUGCAACGGUGAUAAAACGAGAUGUUUCAUCAUAUGAUUGCAGAUAUCUACCUGAAUUUGGAAUCUGUAUGUAUGCACACGCUAACUGUUUGUGAUGAGCCAGUAUAAUUCAGCGUAUACGAAACUGAUCAGUGGCGUGUAGAAAAAUAUUUUAUAGUCAUGUACCAGUUUUCUAUUCCCCCGUUUUAAUUAUUUUCUGUCUUUGUACCAACACUCGACUCAGCUUUUAAGAGAUCAGUUAAAAGCCAUAUAAAUUGAAAUUCAUUGUAUUUCCUUGUAAAUCUUUGUCGAAAAUGGUCAGGCACGAUCUCAUGGGGACUUCAGACAUCUCUUUUGAAAUAACGUAGACAUUAAAAGUGACUUAUUAUGUCUUUUGGCUCAGCUUUGAUAAAACUAUAGAGAGGUUUCCUAAGUGCGGCUAAAUUUUGAGAAACGCAUAGCGUUCUAACCCUUCCUAGACAGUAAUUUCCAGACACUACAAUUCAGUCGCAAGUUUGUUUUCUUAACUCUGCACCUAAUCGUUCUUUUUCAGUCAAGCAUAUCAAUCAUUUUUCAAAGUCACUCACCCUGAACCAAUAUAACUACCACUUGUUUUAGACAGGUUCACCAUUAUUGGUUGUUCAAGAGCCGAAUGAAAGUUAUUUCGCAUAAUUCACUUUAGCUUGCUUCCUGUUCUUCUCUACCGCGUCUUGCCGAGAAAAUAUAGCUAGAAAUGAACUCAAUAACAAUAUUUUCCAUUGUAAAAAGGCAACACAAGAUGGACGGUCAAAAUAUAAUUUGGAAGAAUUUGAUAUUUUUUGCUGAACCGCCAGCCACGAAUAUUAUUAUUUUAGCUAUUUCUGCAAGGUUUUGAAUAUGUUCUGUUACAGAUCGGCCAAGGACUGUGGUAGAACACGUCCCUAAAUCUUUGUUUUCAUAAUUAAAUCCGAGUCAAAAAUUGUCGCACGUGCGGAAAGUGUCAAAAGAAUUCGUGUCUAACUUUAGUUUGAAAUAAAUUUCAAUUUAUUUUUACGUUCCUACUGCACACGAGGAGCCUGGCACUAGCAUUUGCUUCGCAUGAAAACGAGACUAAUGUAAAUUAUUCAAGUUACCUUGGUGAUUCAACAUGGCGGUCAAAAACGGUGCAUACAGCCUGGAAGAAAAACGGGAUGCUGUGGCUUUUUUUAACAAGAAUGAAGUACCGAAACAGAUUGAAGAGCUUCUGAAUAAGAUGUUCAAGGAGAAGCCCAACGAUAUUUUUGGAUACAUGGGGGAAUAUUUUGGGAAACGUUCCAAAACACCAACAAUUUCAAAGGUCUCAGCAGCAGAAGUUCUAAGUACCCGAGGAUUCCCAACCUUUGAAGUCAGCUUUGACUGCACCAUUAAUGGACUCUCAAAGCCCAUAGCAAGUGUUGUGUCCCCUAUUGAUUCCAGUCCUCCUGCUGAUUCAUUGAGUUCCAAGUUUGUCAAAACCCCAGACAUGAAAACUAAGACACUUGUCAGUGAGCAAUCCAAACUGCAAAAGGGGUCAGAGGCUGUUAUUGUGAGCAGUGAAGGAGAAUUGGUUGGUGCAACUCCAGGAAUAGAUGUGGAUGAGAUAAUUGAGAGAAUCGCUGAUACUAUUACACCAUGUGUUGUUGGACUGGACCCAACAGAUCAAAUGAUGAUAGAUGAAACAUUGCAGAAAAUGAUAGAAGAAGAAAAGCCGUCAGUACAAAUUGAUAGCAAUGACCAUGAUGAAGAUCAAACUGAGGAAGAACUGGAGCCUGACAAAGCUGAAGACUCAAACAAGAAGUCAAAUGUGUCCAGAGGAGAGAGCAAACAAUCGCAAAUUUCACAGGAUACUAGCAAGAAUGCAGAAAGCAAAAAAGGAACAGUUGCUACGAAGGAGUCACAAGCACAAAUGGUGCCUGAUUUGGACGAAGAGGAGAUCUGCAGAGAUUGUGCUAUGAUUGGUGUGUCUAUAGGGGCGGCAGUCACUGGGGCAAAAAUUAAAGGAGUCUCUUUGUAUAAACAUCUUGCAAAACUUGUGGGAAGAGAGAUGGAUGAUAGCUUUACUGUUCCUAUUCCAAUGAUGACGUUACUGACGAGUGGAAAGCAGUCUGCGGGAAAACAAAAUCUUAUUAAAGAAGUUUUGAUUUUACCUCAACCAGGAACGCCCAUGAAAAAGGCUUUGCACCAGCUCACCAACAUCCAUCAGCAGAUGGGCGAGACUCUUGUUCAAAAAUACGGACCUUCUGGUCGGUGUGUAACUGAUAACGGUAGCUAUUCCCCUUCAAUGGACAAGCCAGAGCAGGCUUUAGAUUUUGUUCAAGACGCGGUGUCUACAUGCGGGUAUAGCUUGGGUACUGAUGUUCACAUCGCACUCAAUUGCGCUGCCUCAGAAAUUUAUGACCAGGAAAAACUAAAGUAUGAGAUAAUGGCUAACGCCUUUAAGAGUGUGGAUGAUGUGAUCAACCUUUACUGUGAACUUCACGAGAGAUACCCUGCAAUCAUAGCCAUCAUUGAUGGUGUCAGGAGUCCGGACAAGGAAGGCUGGAAGAAACUCAGUCAGAGGAUCGGAGAGAAGUGUUUCGUUAUUGGUUGUGAAUUGUACAGAAAACAUUCCAGUGUUUUGGACGGUGGAGUCACCGACAAACUCAGUAGUGUUGUAGCUCUAAGCCUGGAUCAAGCCAAUACGCUUACAGGAUUGUCUCAAAUGGCCAAGACCGUCACUGAUCAGGGAGGUCUCAUUGCACUGGCGGAUGGGCCAUGCGCAGACGCUUCUUCCAUUCUAGCGGAUCUGUCUGUAGCUUUUGGUGCCCGGUUCAUCAAACUCGGCGGUCCAGUCCGCGCUGAGCAUGUAAGUAAGUACAGAAGAUUGCAGCAGAUCGAGCAGGAACUGGAACAGACAGGUCACCUGACAGCUCAAGAUGAGCACGUGUUUCCUGUUAUUAAUGUGGUCCAGGAGGACUCUGAAGAACCGGAGAGCGAACAGAGUUAAAGCUGCUGAGAGAUUUUUCAGCUUUAAUUAUUUUAGUUCUUUUAGCCCUUCGUCUUUCGCUUUGACGAAGAGCUUAGUAACAUUUUUAUGGUGGCUAAUUUUCAUGACCAACUCUGUUGAUAAAACCAAAUUAUCUUGUAAUACCCCCACCGACGCAGCACCACAGUUUCUUUAGAAACUUAACCACUUUACUCUUAAGUAAAGGCAGGCUAUGAGGUUGGGAUUUUCAUUGUGUUAGGUUUCUUCACUAAAGGGUAGGUGAUUCAAACGUCAACUGCAGUCAAACUAAAAGACACAUUCCGUGAGCGUACAUAAGGUGUUUAUUGUUAAAUUCAACUAGUGAGUGUCGUUAAACAAAAACCAAAGAAAUCACCGAAAGCAAUGGUAACAAGAAUAAUUUGACAGGGAACCCAUAAGGAGCUCAGGUAAAUACAUGAUAGCGCUCGGUUGGUCCAGAGGGUGGCAAGAAUUUUUUAGACCAAUCACAAAAGCCAGGGAAGGCCAACCAAUGUAAUCCUGGAUUGCUUUAGCCAUUAAAUUGAAAACUGUUCUAACAUACCUGCAGACACUUUGUCCGGGCGAGCGUGUAUUUGAUGCAAUCGUUUUCUUCACCAUAUUGAAAGGCGAUUCUAUAGACAUUUUACUAACGAAAUAAAAAGAGAAAAGUGCAAAGUUGA
This is a messenger RNA of Stylophora pistillata, 5786 nucleotides long. RefSeq names its product enolase 4. Gene Ontology annotation, cellular component: phosphopyruvate hydratase complex. Gene Ontology annotation, molecular function: phosphopyruvate hydratase activity; magnesium ion binding. The record is from RefSeq and is a predicted model, not a curated record. Gene Ontology annotation, biological process: glycolytic process. Lineage: Eukaryota; Metazoa; Cnidaria; Anthozoa; Scleractinia; Pocilloporidae.